CGUGACUCCGAAUACCUGUCAUUUCGAACCAAAUAAUUAAUAAUUAACUUUUCGUUCCAAAAAGUGUGUAAAAAUGCAUAAACGCGGCCAAGUGAACAAAAAAUCGCUCGAAGAGGAGCAGCAAGCGAUUGGGGCGAUCUACAAGCAGUAUAUUGACACUUUCCAGGAGCAUUCAGACAUCCCGAGGAAAGCCUUCGUCAAGUCGGAUACUCUGUACGCCGAGGGAAAAGAAAAUUCGGAAAAGGGCCAAUUGUACAACCCCAAACCAAUCAUUAAACUGAAGAAGGAACCAACGAAUGCUCAUCAGCAAAUUUCGUUUAAUAUCAAUAAACGCGCCAAGAAAAAAUCAAAUCUGAAAGCCCUCGGAGACGAACUCAAGAUGUUGCAGCACGAACGCCAAGUCAAAGAGAUUAAAUUGGUGGUGCCUAAGUUGGAACCUCCACCGUUGGUGACUCAUGAAAGUGAAUACACGAAUUCGACCAAUCUUUUUGUGUCGAAUUUGAAUCCGCAAGUGACUGAGAAUCACCUCAUUCAGCUCUUUGGGACCUACGGGCCCUUGGCCAGUGUUAAGAUUAUGUGGCCUCGUAACGAGACGAGUUCGAGAAGUGCGAACUGCGGUUUUGUGGCUUUUAUGAGCCGUUCGGACGCCGAACGCGCAAUGAACGGAUUAAAAAACCACGAAGAAAUGAGAAUCAAUUGGGGCAAAUCAGUCAAAAUCCCCUCGUAUCCCGUCCACAUCCCCCCUGAACUGUACAAACUGUAUUCACCUCCACCUCCUUCGGGAUUACCCUUUAACGCGCAAACGAACGUCGCGAAGAGUGAAUUGAAAGACUUGACGCAAACCGUGGUCAAAGUCACGAUACCCUUCGACCGAAACCUUCUAAUGAUCAUCCACCGAAUGAUCGAGUUUGUGAUAAGGGAAGGGCCGGAGUUUGAAGCCUUGAUAAUGGACAUGGAGUCGGGGAAUCCCGAAUUUAAAUUCCUGUCAGAUUUUCAAGACCCAGCCCACACCUACUACCGCUGGAAGUUGUAUUCGAUGUUGAACGGUGACCCGAAAAAUUCCUGGUCGAUGAAACCGUUCCGAAUGUAUGAGAACGGAUCAGUUUGGAUCCCUCCGACUGCGCCGAAUUAUCGCGAAGGCAUGCCUCCAGAAUUGAUCAAAAACCCCAAAACUGAAGCGAAUUUGUCCGAAUCGCAAACGGCGCGUUUGGUUUCUUUGAUCAAACAUUUGACGACGAGUAAAAGCUCGGUUUCCGAAGCCAUGGUGUUCUGUGUGAGCCACUCGAACGCUUUAGGUGAUGUCUUGCAAGUUUUGGUCGACUCGUUCAAAAAUGUGGCCACGAAUCCGGUGAAAAAACUCGCCCGACUUUACUUACUGACCGAUGUUUUGUAUAAUUGCAAAGUGAGGCGGAUUCGUUAUUGCGAGGAAUUCACUCCGGAAGUUUGCACGGAAAUUUUUAACCAGCUCCACAGCACUUACAAGGAAUUACAUCACGCACAGGAUAAAGUCUGUUUUAAAAUUAAAGUUUUUGUCGUGUUGAGGGCUUGGCUGUUUCAUCGCUUUUACGACACCAAGUUUGUCACAAAACUGGAAAAUGUGCUCUUGACCGGAAACGAAAACGGCGAAGAUGAUUCGUUUCAUGAUGAACCACUGGAUGGUGCGAAUUUGUUGAAAAGGUCGUACCAUACGGCCACGACUGAUUGUUUGAUUGUUGAGAAAAAGAAACAGUUUGUCGAUAUGUUUAAUUAAGGAAAACUUGUUUGUUGGUUGAUUAAAUGUGUUCUUACCUGGC
Messenger RNA from Tribolium castaneum (red flour beetle), 1793 nucleotides. Its product is annotated as U2 snRNP-associated SURP motif-containing protein. The record is from RefSeq and is a predicted model, not a curated record. The transcript is spliced from 2 exons. Bases 74 to 1750 code for a protein of 558 amino acids. Gene Ontology annotation, molecular function: RNA binding. Gene Ontology annotation, cellular component: nucleus. NCBI's taxonomy places the organism in Eukaryota, Metazoa, Arthropoda, Insecta, Coleoptera, Tenebrionidae. Gene Ontology annotation, biological process: RNA processing.